Messenger RNA from Pedinophyceae sp. YPF-701, 405 nucleotides. The record is from the annotation of a GenBank genome assembly. NCBI's taxonomy places the organism in Eukaryota, Viridiplantae, Chlorophyta, Pedinophyceae.
AUGAGCGCGCUGCUGUCGUCCGCGGCCGUGCGCGCCACGCCCGUGGCGCGCGUGUCGAACGGCGCCAAGGUCUGCAUGGCCAACAAGAAGGUCUACCACGUCGAGAUCGCGCGGCGCGACGGCGAGUCGACGGACGUGAUGCUGCGCAAGUUCCGCACGGCGGUGAACAGCGCCAACAUCGUCAACGAGUGCCGCCGCCGCCGCACCUUCGAGAACGGCCAGGACCUCAAGAAGCGCAAGGCCAAGGAGAUGCCCAUCAAGAGGCGGAAGGAGCGCAUGUCGCGCUACCGGACCAUGGACCAGGCUGUGCAGUCCUCGGCUGGCAUCGUCGAGGUGGGGCCUUUCUCGGACCUGUUCGGCAGCGACCAGGACGUCUUUGCCGGGUCUGAGGUGGGCAGCCAGUAA